Molecule: messenger RNA, 1152 nt
Organism: Lachnellula hyalina
Lineage: Eukaryota; Fungi; Ascomycota; Leotiomycetes; Helotiales; Lachnaceae
Product: putative iron/ascorbate oxidoreductase
Exons: 6
Coding region: 1-1152 (383 amino acids)
Source: RefSeq, a predicted model, not a curated record
AUGUCAACAACAACCACCACCAUAACCCCCCCGACGAUGUCAAAACUCGAGCUCCGAACAGCGUACGGCCCCGUAUUCAGAGACGUCCUCGACACACCACCCCGCGAUUGCACCGCCUCCGAGAUCCCCAUCAUCGACAUAUCGCCGCUCUAUUCCGCGCAGCUAAGUGACCGCAAGGCGCUAGCUGGGACGAUCCGUGCUGCGGCUGUUAACACGGGGUUUUUUUAUAUCAGAAAUCAUGGGAUUCCGGAAGAGACGAUUGAUAAUGCCAAGAAGCAACUUUUGAGGUUUUUCAGACAAACGACAGAUGCGAAGAUGAAAAUCUCAUCUGCGCAGAGCAAGUUUUUCAAUGGGUAUAAAGGGCCCAGACAAACGAACAUUAGUCCGAGUGAGAGUGUAGACGUAAAGGAAACUCUCGGCUGGAGAUAUUCGCCCCAGUAUGAUCCGGAUCCAAAAGAUCUGAAUGCUAUUCCUGAGGAGGUGAGGCCUUGGAUUCGAGGAGAGGAAUUUGUGUGGGAGGGGACUUCUCAUUUGCCGGGUUUCAAGGAGGAGGUUCUUGCUUACUGGGCUGCUUGUUUGACCUUGUCGCGGAAGCUGGUUAGGGUUUUUGCGUUGAGUCUUGAUCUCGCUGAGGAUUAUUUUGACAGUAGGACGACUUAUCCAGGUGCAGACGGGACUUUCAACUACUACCCCACCACAACAGCUGAAGAAAAGGCAAACGACUCUGUUGGUCUCGGCAGCCAUACUGAUCUCCAGCUCUUCACUCUCCUCUGGCAGGACAUGGUAGGGGGACUACAGGUUUUGAACAGAGACGGGCAAUGGAUCAAGGCCGUUCCUGUUGAAGGUGCCAUUGUAGUAAACAUUGGCGAUUUCAUGAUGAGACUUUGCAACGAUAUAUAUAUUAGCACUGUUCACAGGGUAUAUAACAGGGCGACAGUUGAGCGAGUGUCUAUGCCAUUUUUCUUCGGCUUGAAUUUCAACUGUGUGGAAGGGGUAGUGCCAUCCUGCACGUCUUCGGAAAAUCCAGCUAAAUAUGAACCGAUUUCUUGUGGCGAUUGGUGUCAGCUAAGAUUCACGCUUGAGAGUAAUGAGAUGAAAAAGAAGCUGGCGUUACAAGCACAAGCUCCACGUGCAACUAUCGUCGCAGCGUAG